AUGGCCAACCUUAACGUCCGCCGGGAUGUCACCGAUCCCUUCUACCGUUACAAGAUGGAGCGCCUGCAGUCCAAGAUCGAGGGCAAGGGCAACGGUAUCAAGACCGUCAUUGUCAACCUCGCCAACGUUGCCCAGCAGCUUGCGCGUCCUCCUUCCUAUGUCAUCAAGUACUUCGGAUUCGAGUUGGGUGCCCAGACCAACAUCAACCCUACCGAUGACCGUUGGAUCAUCAACGGUGCCCACGAGGCUUCCAAGCUUCAGGACUAUCUCGACGGCUUCAUCUCGAGGUUCGUUCUUUGCAAGAAGUGCAAGAACCCCGAGACGGAAGUCAAGAUUAAGGAGGGUAACAUCAUCCUUGACUGCAAGGCCUGCGGACAGCGCUCCGACGUCGACCCUCGCCUCAAGCUCAGCUCCUUCAUCCUGAAGAACCAGCCCAAGAAGGGCAAGAAGGACAAGGCCUCCAAGAAGGCUGAGCGCAAGGCCAAGAGGGAAGCGGAGCGCGCUGGUGGAGAGAACGGUGCCGAGGAUGACUCUAACAACGGUAGCAACGGUGACAGUGGCGCCGACGAUGCGGAGGAGAACGGCGACGUCGAGCUCGAUGCCGGCAGCGAUGACGAGCUUACUCGCCGUAUUAAUGCCGAGGCCAAGGAGCUUGCCGCCGUCGAAGCCAAGGAGGUCCAGUGGUCUGUCGACACCUCCGAGGAGGCUGUCAAGGCCCGUGCGCAGGACCUCCCUGACGAUCUCAAGCGCGCCCUUGUCGUUGGUGACGAGGACGGUGAGGACGGUGCCAGCGUCUACGAUCAGCUUGGCCAGUGGAUCCAGCAGAAGGCCCAGGAGAAGGGUGGCAUUGCCAAGGUCGAAGAUGUCGAGAUCUACCUCAAGGCUAAGGAGCUCGGCAUCGAGACCAAGCACCGCACCCUUGCCGUCCUGGCCCAGACCAUCUUCGACGACAGCAUUGUCAAGCAGAUUGAUGGUCGCGCCAGCAUGCUGAAGAAGAUGAUCACUUCUGACAAGCACGAGAAGGCAUUCUUGGGUGGUAUCGAGCGCUUUGUCGGUAUUGAGAAGCCCAACCUCAUUCCUCAGGUCUCUGCCAUUCUCAUGAAGUUCUACGACAACGACCUGAUCAACGAGGAGACGCUCAAGACUUGGGGCAGCAAGGCCAGCAAGAAGUACGUCGACAUUUCCACCAGCAAGAAGGUUCGCAAGUCGGCGGAGCAGUUCAUUCAGUGGCUUGAGAACGCCGAGAGCGAGGAAGAGGAGUCGUCUGACGAGGAGUAA
Aplosporella prunicola CBS 121167 is the source of this 1278-nucleotide messenger RNA. RefSeq lists its product as uncharacterized. The record is from RefSeq and is a predicted model, not a curated record. The coding region runs from base 1 to 1278 and encodes 425 amino acids. Gene Ontology annotation, biological process: formation of cytoplasmic translation initiation complex; formation of translation preinitiation complex; translational initiation. The transcript is spliced from 2 exons. Gene Ontology annotation, molecular function: translation initiation factor activity; GDP-dissociation inhibitor activity; eukaryotic initiation factor eIF2 binding. Lineage: Eukaryota; Fungi; Ascomycota; Dothideomycetes; Botryosphaeriales; Aplosporellaceae. Gene Ontology annotation, cellular component: cytosol.